UCACGAUAUAGAGGCUCGGCCUAAAGACCAUGCCUGUACUGUUUUGCAAAAUCAUGAAGGGUGCCAGCGAAACAUCCAAUUCAGAAUCUCAUCGGCUGUUUUUGGGCAAUUUGUUUGGAACAGUUACAGAUGAUGAUAUUAGAGAUCGCUUUUCAAGUUUUGGACAAGUUGGAGAUAUUCAAAUCAUUCAGAGAAAAGAUUGUGAAGGGCAUCUUCAUAAGACGUUUGCAUAUGUUAAUAUUCACUCUUCAUCCACCAAAAUUGAAAAAUGUGUUUCUCUUUACAAUAAAUCCAGAUGGCAUGGUAAGGCUAUUGAGGUACAGAAAGCAAAAGAAUUUUACCUGACAAGAUUGAAAAGAGAGCGGCAAAGUAAGGACAGAUGUUUAGUUGAAGAAAAGAAACCGAAAAGCUACACCGACAUAGAAGCCAAACUGCAAAAUAUGAAAGCAACUGUUCCUGGAGUGAUGAUUUCAGGUGAGAUGGACUGGGUAGUUGGAAAAUACCGCAGACCUUUGCCUGUUUUGCGCAUGCGAGGAAAGAGCCAAAAUUUACAGCGUAUUGAUCCUUCAAAGCAUUGUCAUCAGCUUAAAAAGAUUAAAGAUGAUGAAACAUAUCCAGGUAAUAAUUGCAAACUAUCUUGGGGCUUUGAUUUGGAAGAAUCAUUGCCUAAAAGAUCCAAAAACGAUGACCUUAAGAAAAUAUCCGAAUCCGACCCUGUAGAAAAAGACGAUGACAAAAUUCCCGAUAAAAACACUGUUAACGAAAGGAAAUUUCAUAGCGAUAGGUUUGACAGUGAAGAAUACUUGACUGGAGGUAAUGUUGAUCUAUCUGAAGUAUUGGUUGGUAAUGAAGAUGCUAGUACUCUCGGAAAAGGCAUCGUGGCGCAGAUUGCAAGAACGCAAUCGUGUUCUUGUUGCACUGAUGCAAGUAAAAAUAUUUGCGCACUAUUCAGCAAAGAUGAUUUUGAUUCUGAGGCACAUGCCUCUCUUCCAUCUAGUGGCGAACAUAGUUCAUCUGAAAGUUCCGUUUCAUUUGAAGAAACCCCCGAACCCAAAUUGACCAUUGACAGUGAACGACACGAAAACAAUAUUGACCACAAGAAAUCAGGCUGCAUUGUAGAUCAGUCACCGGAUUUUAGCAACCUGAAAGUUGAGAAUUUUUGUAGCAAAACAAAUGACAUUGAGGCAUUGCAAAUAAAACCGAGUGAUUCAAAGCAGUCGAUGUCAGAAAGCAAGCGUUUGAAUGCAUUGGCUUUGCGAAAGACUGUAAUAAGUGAACAAGUUAAUCACGUAAAGCUCGCCUUGAGUAGUCUUGAUGAGCAGAGAAAACUAUCGAAUCAUGUCGAAUUUCAUUGGUCAGAUGAAGAAGAUGAUGAAAAGGUGACCGGCGAGGUCAAUGGGGCUUCACACAAGGCCCUCAAUACAGGUUCACUGUCUUGGCUUGGUCUCGAUGAGACAACCAGUUCUGAUGACGAUGAGAAUGCAAGAUUUGAAAUAAAGCCCCAUUUUGAAGGGCCAUCAGGCAAGGAGCUGUUCAAGUUGAACCAGCAGAAGGGUCUGGAUCAUCGCUUCAAGAUGGACGAAAGAUUUCUAGAAGAUCAGUCAAAAUUAGCAAGUUUGGCCGAAUCUAGAGCGAUUUCAGAUUCUUCAGGCGUCGUCGACAUGGACAUAAAUGAAGAGAAACGCAACACACUGUCAGUUUUAGAAGGUCUUCUUCAAAGUGGAAAGAAGGCGAGGUCGGAAAAAGACGAUUUAAUUCAAGAUUUUGUCCGCUACGACCCACUUGAUACAAGACAUUCAAAAUACGAAGUCGACGAUAAAGUGUCUGAUGAUGAUUUUAUUCCUAAGACUGAAGCACCUCUGGAAAGUAACGAGCAGAAGCGGGAAUCUAGUGAGGCACUCGACAACACAUAUUUCCAUAUUAAUUCUUCAUUAACAGAUUUGUUCAAGGACUCGGUUUCUACUUCUUUUACCUUUUUGAAUUCACGUCAUGACAAAAAAGAAGAGCAAGCCGAAACCAUAGAUCACAAUGAGCAGACUACCCGCUUAAAGAAACUGCUUGAUUCGAGAUUUCUGCCAGACACUAAUGAAGUUGAAGCUCCUUUCAAUACAUUGGAUGAGGAUAAAGCAAAAAAAUAUAAUAUAGAAGAGUUUUUCUUUUUGAUCAACGACGAAAGGCUGGAAAGUGAGAACCCAGAUGGUCCGUCAGCUUUCGCUAGAAAAAAGUCAAUAGAGGAGCUUACAGAAAUUUUGGAUUCAAAACGCGACAGAUUUCGUCAGGAUUACAAAAGAAAAGCAAAAGAUUCUGUAAGACAUCGAAAAAAACUUGGACUGAACAAUUCUAAGCAGCGAAAAAACACAGCUGUUUGAUCAACUUUUUGAACUAUCUUCCAAUAAAAGCAUUGAUUA
This is a messenger RNA of Rhopilema esculentum, 2408 nucleotides long. RefSeq lists its product as uncharacterized. Gene Ontology annotation, molecular function: RNA binding. Lineage: Eukaryota; Metazoa; Cnidaria; Scyphozoa; Rhizostomeae; Rhizostomatidae. The record is from RefSeq and is a predicted model, not a curated record.